CUGGGCUCUCUGGAAGGUGUGUUGCUGCCUGCAUUGCUGGAAGAACACUCACAGGACUCGCCACCGACCUGGGCUUCUAGGGACUUUUCUCUCGACUGGGAAGGAUUUUGAUGUUAAUUGGAAACACCUCCAGAAGAUUCAAGAAGCUGUAGAGGUGAAGUAAGUUUGUGAAGCACCAGCAUGGGAAUCCUAUACUCUGAGCCCAUCUGCCAGGCGGCCUAUCAGAAUGACUUGGGUCAAGUGUGGCGGUGGGUGAGAGAAGACAGCAACUAUAUCAACGUUCAGGAUGGCUUUAAUGGAGACACCCCCCUGAUCUGUGCUUGCAGGCGAGGGCACCUGAGAAUCGUCUCCUUCCUUCUGAGAAGAAAUGCUGAUGUGAACCUCAAAAACCAGAAACAGAGAACCUGCUUGCAUUAUGCUGUGAAGAAAAGAUUUACCUUCUUUGAUUAUCUGCUCAUCAUCCUGUUAAUGCCUGUCCUGCUUAUUGGGUAUUUCCUCAUGGUAUCAAAGACCAAGCAGAAUGAGGCUCUUGUACGAAUGCUACUUAACGCUGGUGUUGAAGUUAAUGCUAUAGAUCAUUAUGGCUGCACUGCGCUACAUUAUGCCUGCGAAAUGAAGAACCAGACUCUCAUCCCUCUGCUCCUUGAAGCCCAUGCAGACCCCAUGAUAAAGAAUCAGCGUGGUGAGAGUUCCCUGGAUAUUGCACGGAGAUUAAAGUUUUCCCAGAUUGAAUUAAUGCUGAGGAAAGCCUCAUAAUCUUUGUGAUCUCAUAUGAAAAAGUAGGAAAGGGACUGGAUUCUAUCUCCAUCUUGGACCGUUGGCCUGUGGACCACUCAACCUGGAAGCUGAGUUGAGUUUUCGAAGAGCUUUGUAUUUCUAAUGUUUUUUACUCAGUGGAUUUUACUGUGGAACAAUCCUUCUAGGGGAAACCUUAAAGCUGUUGGGUUCUCCACUUCAGUCAAAAAAAGUGAUGUUUCAAAUUCAGUCUCUCCUGAAGGAGAGGACUGUGUUCUCUCUUUGCAGUUGUGUUUCUCUUAUAAAGAGGCCAUACCGUCCAUAUCCUGCCCCAGGAGACUAACUGUUCCUCUGAGGCUCCUUUGAGUAUUAAGAGGAAGAAUCAAAACAUGUAUAUUUGUAUAGAAUGCUGUGUGUAUGUGUGUGGGUUUAGCUAUUCAUAUGUCAAUAUUCCUUUGGUGAAAUAAUUUCAACAAAAUUGCCUAUCAGUUGUCACCACAGAAAUUGCCAGAUGCUACAAGUCAGAGCUUUGUUUUCCUUUCUAGGAAGCCGGUAUACCAGCAUACCUCUAAAUGUUUUGCUAUCAGUUUACAAAUAAGAGCCGUCUUGAUCUUGAACAAGAUUAUGUAACUAUCAAGUUGUUUGUUCAAAAAUGUCUUUAUAAUUCUCUUGUGAAUGCAAGGCAGUUACUAACCUUGUUACUACUGUGUAUUUUUUAUUGAUGAAAUUAAAACUAUUAUUGUAAAUUAUUUGGAUAAAGGAAUUCUUUACAAGAAAUAGAGCUCUAUGAUGAGGUGGUAUCUGGAUUAUACUUCUAGAGGAGAGAUUGUGAAUAUCGAAGCAAUAUCUGUCUCAAGUCCUCUGUCAGUGAGACAUAGCAGAAAUAAGCACAUUUAAAAAUGACUGAAUUUUGCAAAGCAAGACUGAAUCCUGAAUAUUUUUAGACAUGGACUAAGCCACACUAUGUAUGGUAACAAAUACAGUCUAGGAAUGAAAGAUUUACCAUCCGCAAACAGAAAAAGGUCUAAUAAAAAUAUCAAAUCCAGGAAUAUUUAUUGAACUAUGUACAGGGCCUUAAGGCACAUAUUUUGUGAGGGAAGUAGUUGUGUGUAUAUAGAUAUAGAUUCUGAAGGCUUUAAAUGUCUCUUACUAUGUUAUUUAAGAUCCAUUCACAUGGAACUGAGUUAUCAGGUGACUCUGAAGAUUGAAAAAAAAAAAAAGGGAAACUUCACACAUCAGUAUACCUUCAACAAUUUGCCAGUUUACCUUCAAUUUGGUGUCAGAGUUUUGCAAAAUUACCAUACCAUGUAAUUUAUAACUGUUGUCUUUCAAACUGUGUGAAAAUUGGACAAUUUUCUAAAGAAAUAAAUUCAGAUUUACAAAUAAGUUGGGGUAAUUUUCUA
Molecule: messenger RNA, 2138 nt
Organism: Hippopotamus amphibius kiboko
Lineage: Eukaryota; Metazoa; Chordata; Mammalia; Artiodactyla; Hippopotamidae
Gene: ANKRD22
Product: ankyrin repeat domain 22
Exons: 6
Coding region: 181-756 (191 amino acids)
Molecular function (GO): protein binding
Source: RefSeq, a predicted model, not a curated record